CAGCGUUUCCCUGACGUCACGAAUGACACGUAUUCAAAAUGGCGGCCGCAGCGAUGGAGACGUGGUGGGCCUUGCUGCUGCUGCUGCUGUACUCGUUGCCUUUAGUGCAGUCCUUUUAUGUACCUGGAGUAGCUCCCCGGGACUUUCACGAGGGUGAUACAGUAGAUAUUAAGGCAGUGAAGCUGACCAGCUCCCGCACACAGCUCCCGUAUGAGUAUUACUCUCUGCCAUACUGCAAGCCAGAUUCUGUCGUCUACAAGGGCGAGAACUUGGGGGAGGUGCUGCGUGGUGACAGAAUUGUCAACACUCCGUACAAUGUUGAGAUGAACAAGGACAAGAAAUGUGAGGUGGUGUGCAAUAAGAAAAAGCUCAGCGUCCAAGAGAGCAAACUGAUAGCUGAACGAAUACAAGAGGAGUAUUAUGUUCACCUAAUUGCAGACAACCUGCCAGUUGCAACUAGAUUGGAGUUUUACCCCAACAAAGAGGCAGGAGGCGAUGAUGAGCAGAGGAAAGAAGUGGUGAAGGAUGUCCAGUUUGAGCAUGGCUACAGACUGGGCUUUGUUGACAACAACAAGUUUUACCUCCACAACCACCUCUCCUUCAUCUUGUAUUUCCACAGAGAAAAGGUGGAAGAGGGGGAAAUGCAUGAGUACAGAGUAGUGAGAUUUGAGGUCAUACCUCAAAGUGUAAAAGUAGAUGACAUGAAGGCUGAGGAAAAACAAAAAACAUGCACCCUACCCGAGGCCAGUGGCUCUUAUCCACAGGAGAUUGACCCAACCAAAGAAAAUGAAGUGCUGUUCACAUACUCUGUCCACUGGGAGGAAAGUGAAGUGAAGUGGGCUUCUCGAUGGGACACGUACUUGACCAUGAGCGACGUUCAGAUUCACUGGUUCUCCAUCGUCAACUCGGUGGUGGUCGUGUUUUUCCUGUCUGGAAUCCUGAGUAUGAUCAUUAUCAGGACCUUGAGGAAAGACAUUGCCAACUACAACAGAGAAGAUGACAUUGAGGACACGAUGGAAGAGUCUGGCUGGAAGAAUGUGCACGGAGACGUCUUCAGGCCACCGCAGUAUCCCAUGAUCCUCAGCUCCUUGCUAGGAUCUGGCAUUCAGCUCUUCUGCAUGAUCCUCAUUGUUAUCUUCGUCGCCAUGUUGGGGAUGUUGUCACCAUCCAGUCGUGGAGCUCUGAUGACAACAGCGUGUUUCCUGUUCAUGUUCAUGGGAGUGUUUGGCGGUUACUUUGCUGGAAGACUGUACCGCACGCUGAAGGGUCAUCGAUGGCGAAAAGGAGCAUUUUGUACGGCGACAUUGUAUCCUGCUGUCGUUUUUGGAAUCUGCUUCAUCCUCAACUGCUUCAUCUGGGGAGAACACUCAUCAGGCGCGGUUCCUUUCACUACGAUGCUGGCUCUGCUGUGUAUGUGGUUUGGGAUUUCCAUGCCCCUAGUCUACCUGGGAUACUACUUUGGCUUCCGUAAGCAACCUUACGAUAACCCAGUACGCACCAAUCAGAUCCCUCGACAAGUUCCAGAGCAGCGCUGGUACAUGAACAAGUUUGUGGGGAUCCUGAUGGCUGGGAUUCUUCCCUUCGGUGCCAUGUUUAUCGAGCUCUUCUUCAUUUUUAGUGCCAUCUGGGAGAAUCAGUUCUAUUACUUGUUUGGCUUCCUGUUUCUGGUCUUCAUCAUCCUGGUGGUCUCCUGCUCUCAGAUCAGCAUCGUCAUGGUCUACUUCCAGCUCUGCGCAGAGGACUACCGCUGGUGGUGGAGAACCUUCCUGGUCUCUGGAGGCUCUGCCUUCUACGUCCUCAUUUAUGCCAUCUUUUACUUCAUCAACAAGCUGGACAUCGUGGAGUUCAUCCCCUCUCUCCUGUACUUUGGCUACACCAUGUUGAUGGUCCUGUCCUUCUGGCUGCUCACGGGCACGAUUGGAUUCUACGCAGCGUAUGUGUUCAUCAGGAAGAUCUACGCUGCAGUGAAGAUCGACUGAGUCCACAGGGCCCUCCUCAUUUUUCGUCACAUUCUGUUAUUUUUUUAAUAUAUAUUUUUAUUCUUUAUGUCCAUCAAGCACUGACUUGUGUGUCCAGGGGACAAAAUGUGUGCGAUUUUAUACGGUGCAACAGCCCCAUCUACUGGUGAUGUGGGGAAGAACAGCAAGAGUCUCCCUUGCCUCCCCCCUCCCGUCUCUCGGAGACACCGACUGGGUGGGAAUUCUCUGAGCGGACCGUUGUUUUACAGAGCACACAGCACAGCGGGCCAAAGCUUGUCAGACACUUUCUGCACAUUUUACAUUUUUCUCAAUGUUUUUACGUUCGCUCUCGUUGAUUUUGGACUUGACUCCUUUCUGUUGUUUCCGGAGGGGGCGGGGGGGCUUCUCCUGGCGUCCCAUCUCACCCUGAUAUUCCCGUCUCGGAAGCGCGACGAAUCGGGAGAGACCAACUGUGGUUAUGGUGUUUGUUCUGUAGAACUGUUCUGGAUGCAGUCGAUGUUGAUGGGUUUGCACUGUAACAGGAGCAAGGUUAAAUUAAAUGUUGUGUUAUUUUUUA
Messenger RNA from Synchiropus splendidus (mandarinfish), 2535 nucleotides. It is a transcript of the gene tm9sf4, whose product is annotated as transmembrane 9 superfamily protein member 4. Bases 39 to 1979 code for a protein of 646 amino acids. The record is from RefSeq and is a predicted model, not a curated record. Gene Ontology annotation, cellular component: membrane. The transcript has 18 exons. Lineage: Eukaryota; Metazoa; Chordata; Actinopteri; Syngnathiformes; Callionymidae. Gene Ontology annotation, biological process: protein localization to membrane.